CCUACACCUACACCUACACCUGCACCUGCACCUGCAGCCACUGCCACACCACAGGUCUGGCCCCACUGCAAUGGAUCCUCUCUCUCCAGACUCUCAGUCUCUCCCUCGUACUCGAGUACCCCCGUAUCGAACUUUCAUCUUCCCCUCAACCUCCUUUGGAUAUGUUUUUGUGAAUCACCAUUAUCACCACCAUCAUGCUGUAAUUCUCUCAUCCCGAAUUCUGCUUUCACCUGCUCUCCAUUCACCCUCCUAUGGCUCGCUCGUUACUGCUCCUUCCACCACGAUCCACCCCCUUUUCCUUUCCUCCCGCCUCACGAAAAUAGUCCGUUGAGCCUCCAGCAUGUCGCCGGCCGCCCUCGAUGUCCGUCAGCUAUUUCGACCUCCCUUCCAGUACUCCCUCUUCAUAAUCACUGCCACGACCCCGAAAGUGCUUCACCUGUAUAGCCAUCUGUCGUCGCUACCACCUUUACUCUAUCUCCUUUAUCUGCCAACCUUCCUAGCUUUGGACCUGUUCAAUGGCGUUGUGUUCUGGGCGUUGGUACAUUUGACUUCGCGGGGCGGUGUUUCGGUACUUCUCACCGUCUUGAGGUGUGCGUUAUGGUAAGCAUGUUCUGCCAAUGGAAUGUGCGCGGUCGCGGUCGCUGACCUGUCUGAAUAGUCUCAUCCUCCUCGGGGCCUCCUCUGCGUGGAUAUCCUUCUUUUUGGAGACGGGCGGUGAGAUAAAAUGGGGCGCGGCCAAAAAUGUUGCGAAGGACCCUGCCGGCUUGAAGGUACUGGCGUCGGGAGGCACGCGAGCAUUGCUGGCCGCAAUUGCCCUGGUCGUGCUCGCUCGAAUCGUUUCACAACCGCUUUAUAAUGGAACCGAGAAUCUUUUUGCCGCGGGGCUCCAUGCUCUGUCAGGAGGAAGAUGGGGAAUACGAAAAUCAUACAACGAGGACAACAGCUCGAAGCUGGACCUCGAGGAAGGCCCGCAAUCCUCCUCAGCAUUCUUGUCGGUUGAGAGCGACCACGAAUACCGUAGUUCCAGCGAUGCUGAUGAGGCAAGAGGCUUCCUUUCGGAAAAGGAAGCCCCACGCCCUUCUUUUUGGUCACGAUGGAUUGCUCGUGCAAAAUUUCUGGUGCCGAUGGGGACGAUUCUAGUUCUGCUCUUAGUGCGCCCAAGACAUUUUCCCUUCGGACACAUGUCGAAUUCCUUGCCAUACACUUUGUAUGGCGUGUUCAACAAGCCAACGGACGAAGCUUGUCUAGGAAGUCUCUCGGGAGAUUUCCCUCCAUUUCCUUUGCCGGACCUGGUGGCCGAGGUUUUGUGGGAGCCUGCAAAGGGAGAGUUUCCUGGGUGGGAACCAAGGGUCAAUCGAACAUUUGAUAAAAGCUUGACACGUCCGCAGUGGCUUCCCACGGAGCCAGUUCAUGGAUUUGAACGUUGGUAUAAUGAAUCGAUGCCAAAAGGAUCCCAUGGAGGUGACGGACCCCCAAAAGCGCAGAAGAACAAAGGUGGAUUUUUCACCAAGGGAAUCAACUAUGAUCCUAUCACAGAUCCUCUUCGAAUCUCUAACCUCGAUCAAGGCGUUCUCAACUCGAUAGCAUUGAAACUCAAAGACCACAAAGUCACUAUCAAACACGUUGUGCUCCUAUCAUUGGAAAGUACCCGAAAAGACGUCUUUCCUCUUGAGAAAGGCUCUCACUUGCAUCAAAUAAUUGAGAAGAGUCACAGUUCAAACUUCACGGCCGCAGAAGCGAAUGUAAAGCUAGCUAAACUGACCAAGAAUGCUGAAACGCUCACGGGUGAAGCAAAUGGCUUUGGCAUUGGGGGUGUGGAAUAUCCCUCGGCAAGAGCUGGAAGUUGGAGAAACCCGAACAAGGGAAGUGGGGGUCUCAAUAUUCAAGGAGCCCUCACUGGGAGCACCACUUCCCUGAAAAGUAUCAUUGGGAGCCACUGUGGUGUGCAUCCUCUUCCAGUUGAUUUCACAGUGGAAGUACGACGCCAGAUAUACCAACCAUGCAUCCCUUCGAUUCUAGAACUCUUCAAUAACAACAAACCACGUGUUGAGAGCCACCCUGGUUCAGCUGCCAAAAGAGACGAUAUGCAAAGCCAGCUCUGGAAACCGGUUUUUGUUCAGGCCAUGACUGACCAGUACGACCACCAAGAUAGACUUCUCGAGCACAUGGGAUUCAAAGAUACGAUAGUUCGAGACACCUUACUCGAUCCCUCCUCUCCUCAUCAGCCCACCGAGAAAGAAGUCAACUACUUCGGGUUUCCAGAGGAUCAAGUCAAGCCAUACAUGCGAGACCUGUUUGAGGCGGCAAAGGAAAAGAACGAGCGUCUUUUUAUGUCACAUUUCACAAGCACUACCCAUCAUCCUUGGGCAUUGCCCGAAGACUUUGGGGAGCUAGUGGAUUAUCUUGAGCCUAAGAAAUGGAGCGAAGGUUCACUUAACAAAUAUCUAAAUGCCGUCAAAUAUGUUGAUGGCUGGAUCGGCGAGAUUAUGGAUCUUCUUGAGGAUGUUGGAGUCGCUGAUGAGACACUUGUGGUCAUGGUAGGAGAUCAUGGGUGGGCUUUUGAAGAAGAUGCUGCAUUCCACGGAAGUUUUGAGAAUGGUCAUAUCUCUAACAUGCGGGUGCCAUUGCUCUUCCAUCACAAUUCGCUCCCUCGUAUACAAUUGCAGGUCAACGCAACUUCCACAUCAAUCCUCCCUACUAUUCUGGAUCUUCUAUCCACCACUUCAUCACUCAAUAAGCAGGAUACCGAUAUUGCCAAGAAUCUUGUACAUCAAUACGAAGGACAAUCUCUAAUUCGUCCUUUUGUUCCCAAAAAAAACGGGCGACAAGCAUGGAACAUUGGUAUAUUGAAUGCUGGUGGAGCUUUAUUGUCUGUAUCUUCGGCUGCUGUACCAUAUCGACUCGUACUUCCGAUAUGCAGAAAUGGUGUCUAUCGCUUCACGGAUGUGCUCCUUGACCCAAAUGAGCUACACCCCAUCGAGGACUAUUCCAUUGAAACCCUUGCUAAGCAACUGAGAAACUUCUACAAGAAUGUAGGAGCAGAUGGUGAAGAAGCCGCUAAAUGGAUUAGUGAUGCGGAAAAGGUCGGCAAAUGGUGGGUGCUUGAGCAAAGGCGAAAAUGGCGUUUUGGAGGCUCGGCCUUGCAGGAAGAUCGGAAAGCGGAGGAAAUGGAGGGGAUGGGGAAGGUGUCCCAGAAGAAGUGGUGGGAGACUUAAUUACGAAUGGAGGAGUAGAAGCAUGGCCUUCAAGAUAUGAUGAUACCCCUUUUUGUUUACGAAGACCAGAUUGGAAUUCGACAUUUGAAUAGAGAUGAAGUUCGGAUGUGGGCGGAACGCGAGACUUUAUUCCUUUCGUAUACAUUGCAGGUGUUCUGGGUAUAUAAUUUUUACGGCGUUGAAAGGGGCAUGGACUGAGUUCAUUAUAAGGGCACUUAUUAUAUAGAAAAGACGGGGCAUUCUUGCAAUACACAUAUUUGUUUAAUCUGAAAAUGUCUGCGGAUAGAACUCGUGAGAAAGUUGUUUUUCCA
Molecule: messenger RNA, 3526 nt
Organism: Hymenoscyphus albidus
Lineage: Eukaryota; Fungi; Ascomycota; Leotiomycetes; Helotiales; Helotiaceae
Source: the annotation of a GenBank genome assembly